GUGAAAAAGAAAGUUAUCCAAAUUCCUAAUUCUCAUCGAAUUGUGAGCUUCUCAUCAACAGUUGGGAUUUUCAGCGCCAUACCUCUGCAAUCAACAUUCAACAGUAUAUACGACCAAGAAUCCUCAACAAAUGGAAAUGGCUAAAACCCUAAUGGUUAAUGCCUAUUGCCGGAAUCGUUUAUCUUUUUCUGCAAUCCCAAAAUCGUCAAAGAGUAAAUUCUCGUUCUCAAAAGCAAUGGCAUCGGGUUCUAGCUUUUGCCCGCCUGUACCCACCCAAUUUAGAUGCAGACCCAUCUCUUCUUUUCCGAUUUCAUCUCAAUAUUUGGUUUCCUUCAAGUGUUUUUCUGUUAAGGCUUCCAGUUCGACUCCCAAAGAUGAGUUGCCAGCUUGCAUUGGCUUUCUAGGUCUUGGAAUUAUGGGUUCACCAAUGGCACAAAAUCUCAUAAAAGCAGGAUGUGAUGUGACUGUCUGGAAUCGGACAAAGAGCAAAUGCGAUCCCGUAAUAUCCUUGGGUGCAAAGUAUAAAUCCUCUCCUGAGGAAGUAGCUGCAUCUUGUGAUGUCACAUUUGCCAUGCUUGCUGAUCCUGAUAGUGCAGUGGAAGUUGCAUGCGGAAAUCAUGGAGCUGCAGGUGGUAUGAGUCCUGGAAAAGGCUAUGUUGAUAUCUCUACAGUUGAUGUUGCCACCUCCACAUUGAUUAGCAGUCGUAUGAAGUCUACUGGAGCACUAUAUUUGGAGGCUCCAGUUUCAGGCUCAAAAAAGCCAGCAGAAGAUGGACAACUAAUUUUCCUCACCGCAGGUGACAAAUCUCUAUAUGAAACAGCUGCUCCACUCUUAGACAUCAUGGGGAAGUCGAGAUUUUACCUUGGAGAUGUCGGCAAUGGAUCUGCAAUGAAACUCGUUGUCAAUAUGAUUAUGGGAAGUAUGAUGGCAUCUUUUUCUGAAGGAUUGCUUCUCAGUGAGAAAGUAGGACUGGACCCAAGUGUAUUGGUUGAGGUUAUCUCGCAGGGUGCCAUUAGUUCACCAAUGUACUCGAUGAAAGGUCCUUCAAUGGUUCAGUCGCUGUAUCCUACUGCAUUUCCUUUAAAGCAUCAGCAAAAGGACCUUCGACUGGCUCUGGGGUUAGCUGAAUCUGUUUCACAACCAACUCCCAUUGCAGCGGCUGCAAAUGAACUAUACAAGGUGGCAAAAUCCCGUGGUUUGAGUAACCAGGACUUCUCUGCCGUAAUUGAAGCACUGAAAGUGAAACUAGAACAAGAAAAAUGAAAGUAUUAGGCAAUUCAUCUCUUUUUGAACAAGUCGAGUUCCUUAACUCCUUGACUGGAUGAUUUUAGCUUCUUUUUGUACUUCAUAUUCAAACUCCUUGCUUUCCAUGAUAUCUUGAAAAUCCAUCUUUUGUAUACAAGAGACUUGCUGUCCAA
This is a messenger RNA of Olea europaea var. sylvestris, 1419 nucleotides long. RefSeq names its product glyoxylate/succinic semialdehyde reductase 2, chloroplastic. Gene Ontology annotation, cellular component: chloroplast. The coding region runs from base 131 to 1264 and encodes 377 amino acids. Lineage: Eukaryota; Viridiplantae; Streptophyta; Magnoliopsida; Lamiales; Oleaceae. Gene Ontology annotation, molecular function: glyoxylate reductase (NADPH) activity; NAD binding; NADP binding. The record is from RefSeq and is a predicted model, not a curated record. The transcript has 12 exons.